UUAAUUGUAAUCAGUCACGUGACCGCGGCGGAAGUUUUCGGUGGAUUUGUGUCUUUGCUGCUGGUGCUUUCGAAGCGUGAGAAAAAGACAUUGGCGAACUCGCCCUGAAAUACCACAAAACCUCAACUCCAGUCAGCAGGGAAACGGUUCAAAACACAGAAAAGGUUUGAUCUGAACACUGACUGGACACACACACACACGCACAUACAUACACACAAGAACACAUAUAUACACGUAGAGACACACACCCACUCAAACACACUGUGGUGAUGUCUGAGGCGGACGGGUGUGUGUCGGUGUGGGACUGGCUGUGUGUGCUGCAUCUGGACCAGUAUUUCCCAGUGUUCCAGGACGCGGGGUUUGGAACGUUGUUGGAAUGCCAAGGGCUGACCCAGGAUCAGCUGGAGACGAUUGGAAUCACAUUGCCUGGACACCGCAAACGCAUCCUAGCCAGCCUGCAAAAAACACUCCACACAAACACUCACACACACCCAGAGAGUGAGCCCGACACUCUACACACACACCUGGCUGCAGAGGGAGACCAGAGAGAGGAAGAGAGAGCAGUGUUCACAGACAGACCCAGCCCUGUGGGAAGUGAGAGACCAGUCCCUGCACAGAGACCAGUGUCCAGAGGAGAGAGACCAGUCCCUGCACAGAGACCAGUGUCCAGAGGAGAGAGACCAGUCCCUGCACAGAGACUAGUCCCUAAGGAGAGAUCAGUGUCCAGGGAAGGAGAGAGGGAUGGAGAGAGACCAGUCCCUGCACAGAGACCAGUCCCUAAGGAGAGAACUAAGUACCGCUCUGUCCCUGUGGAGACAUUGGACUGUGUCCAGACUUACCCUCAUCCCAACACUAGCCCCUGCCCUACCACCCCCCAUUCUAGUGCCCAGGACUCCCCUUUACCCCCCAUCCCACCUCGCAGCACUCCAAACUGCCCCCCACUACGCUUCAUCCCCACCUCCCCUAAGAACUCCCCCACGGCACCCAAACCCAGAUCUGAACAUAACAACUUAAACACCCCAAUCACUGUACCUCCUCCUAGCCUUGCCACCAAUCCCCUCACCUUACCCUCCCCCAGGCCCUGUCCUGCACCUCUGGCUAUCUACCCACCAGCCAGACACUCCCAGCAGGUGUGGAAGGGAGGAAGAAAGCCCUCCCCUGGUUCCCCCUCAUCCUCAUCCUCUUCCUCCUCAUUUGAACGAUAUGACCAGUCAUCAUCUGAUCAAGGCGUGCCUCCCCUCCCCCCUAAAGUCUAUGUGGUGGGGGCGGGCCCUAAAGAGCCUCAUAGUCCUGCUCCAAUCCCACAUCGACCUCCUGUCUUGCCCUCCAGAACCACACCCACACAGAGUGAUGCUCCCGUCGAUGAGCCGCACACGGACCGAACUCCCCCGCCUCGGACCGAGGUACCCAAUACACCAGUCGACACGCAGCCUGCUCUGCCCAUGAGAAGGAUCCCCCAGCCACGGCCUGAAAUCAGGUCAGGUGACAGUUCAGAUGACUAUGAAGAUCCAGACCAAGUCUUCCCCAAGCCCCAGGCUGUGAACAUGGCAGAAGAUCCAGACCAAAUCUACUCCAAGCUCCAGUCUGUGAACAUGGCAGACAGAGAUGUGUUCCUGCCAGUGCCGGGGUGGGGGAAGGGACGGUACAACUCUCUCUGCAGCGACGAUGAACUAUUGGAUGAUGACAAUGAGCCAAUCAGCAGCCAUCGGAGCUCAUGGCAGGACUAUGGUCUGAGUACGCUCCAGGGUAGUGUCUACCUGCCGGUCAGAGGCAGGGUCCUUGCCCCGCCCCCUAGAGAUGGCCCCUCCCCUGAACCCUGCCCUGUUCUAAAGAUUGGUUGGCUGGAUAAGAACCCAACCCAGGGGUCUCUGUACUACCAGAGGAGAUGGGUGAAGCUGGAUGUUGACUACCUGAGAUACUUUGACAACGACAAGGAGGUAUACUCUAAGAGGAUCAUACCAACGGCUGCCAUUACGGGGGUGACCAACGUGGGGGAGCAGAAGUUUGAGGUGGUCACAGCCAACCGAACCUUUCUCUUCAAAGCCGAGAGCGACUCUGAGAGGAAUGAGUGGGUGGCAGUGCUGCAGAACUUCACUAGGGGGCGCCAGGAAGGCAGCAGGGAGAUGACCUCAUUGGUCCCGCCCUCCUUUCUGACCCCUGGUUCACCCCUGACCCCUGAACAGCAGGGCUACCUGGAGCUGAGGGGCCUGCGCUCUAAACUCUACACAGUCGUCUCCGGAGACAAGGUCUUCCUCUACAAGAACAUGGAGGACUACCGCCUUGGCAUCGGUAUCACGUCUAUCGACAUGAAUGUAGGAAACGUGAAAGUCACUGACCGCCGCAGUUUUGAUUUGACCACACCCUACCGCAUCUUCAGUUUUCUAGCAGAUUCGGAACAACAUAAGGAGCAGUGGGUAGAAGCAAUGCGUGACGCAAUUGGAGAUGCCCUGUCCAAUAGCGAGGUGGCUAAUCAAAUCUGGGCGGAGCCUAGCAACUGUUGCUGUGCCGACUGUGGCGCCGCCAAACCUGAGUGGGCUGCCAUCAACCUGUGUGUGGUGGUCUGCAAAUGCUGUGCAGGAGAGCAUCGGGGUUUGGGCCCCAGCAUCUCUAAGGUGCGCAGUCUGAAGAUGGACAGGAAGGUGUGGACAGAGGAGCUUAUACAGGUGUUCCUGUUGCUAGGAAACGAGCGUCUGAACAGGUUCUGGGCGGCGAACAUCCCUCCCAGCGAGGCGCUGAGUCCGACCAGCUGCAGCAAAGCCCGCCGACGAUUCAUCAGCUCUAAAUACAGACAGGGCAAAUACCGCAAAUAUCACCCCCUCUACGGCAACCAGAGAGAGCUCAACAAUGCCCUGUGUAUAAACGUGCAGUGCAGUGAUGUGCUGGAAACGUUGUGUCUGGUGUUCUGUGGAGCUGAUGUGAACUGUUCUACUGGCCAGACUGACUGUCCCUCCCCCCUCUCCCUGGCACUCGCACACAACCAGAAACUACAGGCCCAGUUCCUCUCUCACAACCUCAACACAGAGCUGCCUCGUUCGGAGGUGACUGGGGACAUGGAGCCUCAACACUAUUCACCACAGCACCCAGUCACUCACAAUGGCUUCCUUUUCAAGACCGCCUCCAUGGUCCGGCCUAUUACGGAGCGCAAGGCCAGGGAGGAGUUCAGUCGUCGCUGGUGUAUGUUAAAUGAUGGGAACUUUAGUUACUAUGAGAGUGACAAGACCUCAACGCCCAACGGUGCCCUGAAGUCUACAGAGAUAGUCUGUCUGUCUGUCAACACACCAGAGAGACAUGGCUAUGACCAUACGUUUGAGCUGUACUCUGACUCAGAGCGUCUCUAUCUGUUUGGAACUGACGACCAAGACAGCCACAAGGAGUGGGUCAAAUCCAUCACCAAGAUGUUUAUUCCAUCCAAUGCAGAGGCUCUGUUGAGACUGAGCUUUGAGCGGAUUGGCCGGCUGAAGUACAAGGACGGGUUGAACCUACAGAGCCCUCGUGUUGGCUGGUUUGCGCUGGUUGGCUCCUCCCUCCAUGCCUACCUGGAGGACAGUGAGGAAGAGGAGGAGAUACACCUACGCAAAUUACAGGAGCUCUCGAUCCAGCAGGAGAAUGAGGUGCUGGUUCUGGUGGAGAGAGGCAGGACACUGUACAUCGAGGGGGAGAGGAAGCUUGACUUCCAGGGUUGGUGUGUGGGCAUCCAGAAAGCAGCAGGCAGUGCAGGAGACUCUCUUAGUCAGCAGCAACUAACUGAGGCCGACAUCCCUGUUAUAGUGGACCGCUGCAUUGACUAUAUCACACAGUGCGGUCUGACGUCUGAGGGUAUCUACCGUAAGAGCGGUGUGAACAGUCGCGUGGCGGCGCUGUGCGAGGCGUUUCGGCGUGAUGCCCGUAAUGUGCGUCUGAAGGAGGAGGAGCACCAGGUGGACGACGUGUCUAACACACUGAAACGCUUCUUCAGAGAGUCUGGAGAGGGCCUGUUCACCAAACAUGCUAGUGCAUGGCUCAGCACACCUGUGAUCCCAGAGGAGAGCAAGAAGAUCUCUCAGUACCAGCUGCUGCUGAGCCGCCUGCCCAGAGUCAACAAGGCCACGCUACGAGCCCUGGUCAACCACCUCUACUGUGUGCAGCGGUUUGCAGAGCUGAACCAGAUGAAUCUCCAUAACCUGGCUAUAGUAUUUGGCCCAACACUGUUCCAGAGCGACGGGAAGGACUUCACAGCUGGCCGCGUCGUAGAGGAACUCAUAGAGCACUACACGGACGUCUUUGAGGUGGAUGAGCAGCAGCUGAAAAGGCAGCUGGAUGAGAUCACGGUCAUCAUUAAAGUUAGAGAGAAGUUGAACCUCAACUCCAGUGUUCCUGCGUCGGGGUCAGCAGGUGACUUCAUCUGUACAGUGUACCUGGAGGAGAAGAAGGAGACGGCAGAGCAGCAUGUCAAGAUCCCUGGUUCUAUGACGGCAGCAGAGCUGACCUGUGAGAUUCUGGACCGGCGGAAGAUCCAGGUCAGAGAGAAAGACUACUGGAGCUGCUGGGAGGUCAGCCAGAAGGAGGAGACUGGUGAGUGGACAGAGAGAAAGACUACUGGAGCUGCUGGGAGGUCAGCCAGAAGGAGGAGACUGGUGAGUGGACAGAGAGAAAGACUACUGGAGCUGCUGGGAGGUCAGCCAGAAGGAGGAGACUGGUUUGGUACGAUCCGUCCCCCCAUAGCCAGUAAAGUGGAUGUGUCCAAGCACGGGAUGGUGAAGUUCCGGGAGGAGAGGAGCAUUCUGGGAUUGGGACUGAACACCGGCAGCUUCCACGACCGCUACUUCAUCCUAAACACUGUCUCCCUCAGGAUGUACAAGGAAGUGCGGAGUAAUCGUUCAGAGAGGGAAUGGCAGGUGAAGAAUCUGAGGGUCUAUCUAGGCAUCAAGAAGAAACUACGACCACCCACCUGUUGGGGUCUGACCGUGAUCUAUAAAAGUGAAAAACAGGAGAAACCAGAGAAGCAGCAAUGGUAUCUGUGUUGUGACACUCAGACAGAGAUGAGGGAGUGGUUCUCCACCUUCCUCACUGUCCAGUAUGAUGGUAACGUGUGGCCAGCGGAUGCAGUACAAACACGUGUGACCCGUGCGUUGCCGGUGGAUACACGUCAUGGUAACGUGGCAUUGAUUCCGUUGCGCGGCAGCGAGAAUGAGAUGCGGAACAGCGUUGCAGCUUUCACCGCCGACCCGCUUGGCCUCUUUAGAGAUGUCUGAUAAUGGGGCCAGACAAGGGGAGAGACCACCAGCUAUAGAACCCACAAACUCUUCAGAACAUUCCAGGAGUGCCCCCCCCCACACACACACACACCUGUGCCUAUAAACUGGACCUCUAAGCAGGGGAAGCAGGUGUGUCAUGAGGAUUGAGAGAGACUGCUACCACAGUGCCUUUUACAACUGCAGUGCACCCUGGGAUACAUGUAGGGCCUGGAAGACGUUCCCGGUAUAGACUGAGGGAGGGACAGACCGAGAACACAGACGGUUACCGGAGCAGCCUGACAGUACAGACUGUGUCUCUCUGAGAGGCCUGGAGAACCUAUGACAGGUGGGAGAUAAUGGAAUGAUCUUCACUGGCAAUCCAGCCUUCAGUGUCCCCAUAUGUCCCAUAAUAACUCUAUCCCUUCCUCUAACCAUGUUGAUCUCCCUGUUUUUAACUUUCCCCCACAUCUACACCUCUCUGAGACUCCCCCAUCUAUAAAGUGUUCACCCCACUCCCCAGUGUUCUCCUUCCCUGUUUUCUAGACUUGUGUAAUUAUUUAUUUCUCCAGCAGAGGGAGCAGCAUAUGAACGUAAGGGGGACAACCAUGACCAUUAUUCAACAUUAAGUUGGUUCCACUAGUCAAAAGGGAGCCAUAGAGACGUGUCCAAGUUGAAUUAUGUAGUGACGUCAUUACUCCCAACUCUAGGCCAAACCUGUACACACACACACACACACACACACACACACACACACACACACACACACACACACACACACACACACACAUGCCCUCAUAACUGUUUUUGGGCAAGGAAAGAAGUGCUCACUCUGUUUACCAUUUGUCUAAGACUGUGGUGUCCUUCCUGUCUGCUACUCUGUGUACUUUAAUAAACGUUUCAGUCAGAACUACAUUCUGAGUUGAGUGAUGACAUGUGGAGGAGUCCAUAAGGAGAGCAUUAUUAAACACCUGACCCUGUGGUUAACCAGUCUGAUCUCCUGAGCUCACAUUCAUGUUUCAAUUCAGUAAAAACUCAAUGUGAGCACAGUGAUGAGUCUGGUUUCACAAGGCUAGUGUGACUGACUGGUCAGAAAUGGUCUACUUUUCUGGGGACGCAACAACACGCACAAGUGGUGUAUUCUCAUAAAUGUGAACCUAACACUCAAUAAUCAUAUUAAAUGUAACAUGACAGCUUUAACCUGCCUCUGUCUUAUAACUGUAUCUAAGUGAAAAUAACUUUUGUAAAUUCUGCAGUUCUUCAGAUGGUAACUGUAGGUAUGAAUUUCAAUAAAUAAAGUCAAUGUUAUUUGGA
Oncorhynchus keta (chum salmon) is the source of this 6524-nucleotide messenger RNA. Its product is annotated as arf-GAP with Rho-GAP domain, ANK repeat and PH domain-containing protein 1. The record is from RefSeq and is a predicted model, not a curated record. Gene Ontology annotation, molecular function: protein binding; GTPase activator activity; phosphatidylinositol-3,4,5-trisphosphate binding. The transcript has 33 exons. NCBI's taxonomy places the organism in Eukaryota, Metazoa, Chordata, Actinopteri, Salmoniformes, Salmonidae. Gene Ontology annotation, biological process: positive regulation of GTPase activity; signal transduction. Bases 270 to 5231 code for a protein of 1653 amino acids.